This is a messenger RNA of Eimeria necatrix, 609 nucleotides long. RefSeq lists its product as hypothetical. The coding region runs from base 1 to 609 and encodes 202 amino acids. Gene Ontology annotation, molecular function: nucleic acid binding. The record is from RefSeq and is a predicted model, not a curated record. The transcript is spliced from 3 exons. Lineage: Eukaryota; Apicomplexa; Conoidasida; Eucoccidiorida; Eimeriidae.
AUGGAGGACCGGUCCGAGAUCGUAUCGCGAAAUCCCUUACCACGACCACCCAUUCGCCCAAACGAAGUCUUCGUUACCAGGAGAGUACCGACUGUUGUAUACCUCAAGCGCUGUGUAAAGCUUUUAAGAGGGCCUUAUGCAAAGGUUAUUAUUCGAGGGGCAGGCAGCUGCAUAGAGACGGCCAUCUACGUAGCACAGGACGUUGUAGCUGCUUUUGGGGGCAUGGUAACCUACAGCUGCACAAGGCAGCUUGUGCCAACUGCAGCAGCAACAUCGGGAGCGGUAGAAGCGGUGGCGAGUGAAGCAUCAGCAAAGGUUUUGAAAGGGGAUGCAUUUGAGCAAGAGGCAAACGCCAAGUUCGCUGCUGCUGCUACCAGCCUAGCAGCACUUGAGAAAAGCAGCUCCGCUGCUCUUGUGUCGGUGAGUGCUGAGGCAUCCAGUGCGGAGGCCUAUGACGAGGUCAUAUCUCUCGAAAAAGGAAACAGCAGCUCGAAGGAAGCGGCGCUCGAGGCAGCAGGAAUACAACAGGAGCUCAGCUCCUUCGUCAGACAGCGUUUCAUCAGCGCUAUCAUGAUAGAGCUUCAGCGAUUAUCCCCGCCGCCUCAGUAA